Messenger RNA from Pocillopora damicornis (cauliflower coral), 1715 nucleotides. RefSeq names its product KICSTOR subunit 2. Lineage: Eukaryota; Metazoa; Cnidaria; Anthozoa; Scleractinia; Pocilloporidae. The record is from RefSeq and is a predicted model, not a curated record. Gene Ontology annotation, cellular component: KICSTOR complex. Gene Ontology annotation, biological process: cellular response to glucose starvation; protein localization to lysosome; negative regulation of TORC1 signaling.
CAAAGAUGGCGGACGCUCUUACAGUGCUCUGUGAGCAUUUUAGAUGAAAAAGGAGUUAGUUGUUUCCUUGGAAUGACCUGAAUUAUCUUGAAAAGUAUUAAAAUGGAAUCAGAAAAGAGAGGCGUCAGUCCAUCCCCAAGCAUACCGCCCAUCUCUAGAGAACAAGCUCUACUGGAGACAUUUUUUCAUGCGCUCAGUCAGUUUGCUUUUGACAAGGCAAAGGAUCAAGUGGAGAAGGAGAAGGAAACAAAAAGAUUACCGCUGGUAUCCAGUACACCAUGGUCUUCACUGCUAGUCACCCUGUCACAUCUGGCUUCGGCGGAAAAGACAUACUUCUCUUUCCCUUUUAUUGCCAGAAGGUUGUUCAGGAAAGAUUCUGUAAGGGACAGCUUCAAAACCCUGAUAGUGGAGUUGAAGAAAAUUGAAGAAACAACACACAGUUCCACAGGGUCCCCACUAGAAGGAAGUUUGUUGGCUGAGCUGUGCAGACAUUUGUGUCAAUUUUCCCAGGCUAGACAGGAGUUAAUUGACUUUUAUGAGGCCAUGGCAAUGAUGGGAUCAGCUACAAAUGUAAAAUAUACAGACUUGUCAAAUAUGAUUGAUGAGAUUUGUCAAAGACACAAUAAGGGCUUUCAUCAUCCCAUUUUGGAUUCUCUUAAAUCAAGCUUCAGUUUUGAAGUGGAUAUUUUGUCCAAUUUGUUGAAAGCUCAGUGUGACAUGGCCGACUGGAGAUUCCUUCCAUCCCUUCUUCACCUUCAUGAAAGUUACGUCAAACUGUCCUCUUGGUGUCAGUUUCUACCACCAGGGGAGCUAUCAACCUCACUCACACGUAAGAAGUCACUAUUUGGCAGCACCCCAAAGAAACACAUUGAGGCACCUUUUCUUUAUCAAUGGCUUGGAAAACUGCAGGAUGCCUUAGUUUCAAAGUUCACUCUUUAUUUCUACUAUAUACUUGGGAGACAGACCACACCAAUGGACAUGAAGUCAUUAAUUUCACGGGCUAGUAUUGAUUAUGUAGGAAGGAUCAUGGCAUUCAUCCGUCGCUCAGAUGCAUUUAGUGUCAAUAUGUUACUGGAUACUCAUCAGUUGGAGCUGUACCAGGGACAUGGAUACCACUUUCCCUACGAUAUGAAGGAGAAGCCCUCUGGCUUGGGAGCUUUUCCUGCCAUCUUUUCAUUCCCUGGGGAGCGGCCUGUAGGGCACUGGCCAAAUAUUGUGUCUAUACUCCUCGAUAAAGUUCAUGAACUCAAUGCCAUGGAGAAGAUUGUGUACUUCUUUGACAACCGUGUCCAGAGUACGUACUUCUUGACUCGAGUGGACCCACGCUUGACUCUUGUGGUUAUAUUCAACAGUAAAAGAUCAGAGAAGGACUCUUAUGUUAGCACGUUUCUGACUGAAACAGCUGCCCUUCUCAGAAACACAAAAGUCUUUGCUAUGCUUAAACAAGGGGGAAAGAAUUGAACAUAGAGAGAUGUUCUUAGUGAAGCUGUAUAUCUACCACUUCAAUAAGAAAUGGAGCUUGGAAGUUAAAGGAAAAACAGAAAAGAAGGCUGGAUGAUUAGUUAAUUAAAACAUUGUUCUAAAAUACCAAAAGGAUAGACAAUCGGUGUAGUAAAGAAUAUUUAUUACCAAGUCGAUUGUGAAAUUGAAGUGGUGAAUAAUUUUAAAUGUAAAGUUUAUUUUGUAAAUAUGAGUCCAUUAAAUGGUAAAAAACA